Molecule: messenger RNA, 351 nt
Organism: Strongylus vulgaris
Lineage: Eukaryota; Metazoa; Nematoda; Chromadorea; Rhabditida; Strongylidae
Source: the annotation of a GenBank genome assembly
UAAAAUACUAAUCAAUGCUUUUUUUCAUCUAGGUAUUGGCGCUAUCGAUGAACAACAACAAGCUGAUGAAACCGGCGUGGAAAAGCGGAAACAUGAGUACUUGAGAUUCGGCAAAAGAAAGCACGAAUAUUUGCGAUUUGGGAAAAGAAAGCACGAGUAUUUGAGGUAUACGGGCCAUUAUGUAACUAGCCUUUUUUUUGUGCUCAAAAACCCAUUUUGUUCAGGUUUGGAAAGAGAAAGCACGAAUAUCUUCGUUUUGGACGUAAGUAGACGCGUGGCAACCAAUGGACGUCGACUUAACACAGAUUUUUUUUGUACUUAUUUAUUAUUGUCACAGCUUAGGGCAUAAAC